AUGCCGAGGAUGGCGGUAGGGGACGCCGACGCCGGCUUGCCAGCCGAUCAUGAUGGAAAAGCUCCGGGUGAUCCAGGGGACACGCAAGAUGGUCUUGUAAGCUCAAAACGGUUUGUACUGAGAAACGACAGAUCACAGAAUUCAUCGAGUUCUUCGCACCUUGAACCGAAAGAUUCGAGCUUCGGGCAACCAGCCAAGAAUUCAGCUGAAGCGAGUGCGAAUUCGGACUUACCAUAUAUAUCGAGCAAUCUGAGCUAUGAAGAGGUACAGCUUUGGAAUGUGAACUGGUCACACGUAUUGAAACACUUACAACGGGAGAAAAAGAAAGCGCUAGCGCAACAAGAAGAGCACUAUGUGAAUAGAUCUUUGUUCUGUUUAGAAAGCAGCAGCUUGAUACGUGAAAAACUUAUCGUGCUGACCGAAUGGCCAUGGUUCAAUCGCUUCGUUCUAUUCAUUAUUCUUUUAAACUGCGUCCUAUUGGUCCUGGACAAUCCCGUUUGCAGUUGUCAAGCGAGCGUGUGCGUAGAGUAUGAUUAUUAUACCAGAAUUGUUUACACGAGGCUGGGCAGCUGCAGCGAUUGGGAAAAGAUCCAGAACGUCCUUCAAGUCUUCGAGUAUAUUUUCACAGCACUUUUUACCGCUGAGAUGGUCGUGAAGAUAAUUGCGAGGGGUUUCGUGUUGCACAAACAUGCAUACUUGAGAGAUGGUUGGAAUUGGAUCGACUUUGUUGUGGUCAUUUGUGGAUUGAUCAGUCUGGUUCCUGGCCUGAUACAAAAUGUAACUGUGCUGAGAACUGCACGAAUUCUGCGUCCAUUGAGAACGAUGACUCGAAUUAAAGGAAUGAAGCCCUUGAUGAAGACGGUGAUAAGCUCGUUGCGCUCCUUGACCAACGUUGUGCUCCUGUUAAUCUUCGUCAUGACUGUCUUUGGAAUCCUCGCCAUUGAGUUGGCAGCAGGAAAUCUGAGAGGAAGAUGUUACAUUGACCCAACCCCUGGAGUGAAUUCUUUCGCGCCAUCCGCGUGGACAGCUCUUAUCAGCCAGCAGAAACCAUUUGUCGUCGAGCCCAAUGAAAUGGUUGGGAGUUUCAAUGCAGGGAUCACAUUCUGCGUUCCUGGUGUCACAGACUGUGGACAGUUUGCUAUUGACGGAGUUUAUUACAAUACGACAUGUAGCUUCUACAAAUGGUGUUGGACCGAUUGGUGCACAGAUUGGAACAAUAAUCCUUACUAUGAGGGAGGGGCAUACUUGAGCUUCGAUAACUUCCUCCUCUCACUGAUGGUGUUGUGGGAAACCUUGACUCUGGAGGGUUGGACGACUGAUCUGCUUUACAACUACCAGGAAGGAUGGGGGGAUUGGCCCGCAAGGAUAUACUUUUGCUCGUUUGUGAUAGUCGGGACCUUCUUUGUCUUGCAGCUGGCCCUCGCGGUUCUGUCCGAUGCCUACAUGCAGGCCCUUGAAGAAGAGAGAUCUGAGAGGGAGAUGGAGGCCCUGCAUCACGAAGCCAUCUUGAAGCCGGAGAAGGAUAUGGCCCGGCGAGUGGUCAGGAGAAAGUCGUCUUGGGUCAGCGAUUAUGCGACUGUGCUCCAAACCCAGAGCCAAUCAUUCCUCAAGGUUAUCGGUCUGGGACCACAAAAUUUACAACGAAUUAGCUCAGGCAUCCAGAAAGCACGAUCUGCAGUUCGAGUCUUAGUACUUCACACUUGGUUUCAAAACUUUGUCCUGUUCGCGAUCGUGAUGAACACCAUAGUCAUGGCAAUGUACUAUCACGAUCAAACUCUGUUCGAGUCAAACAUCUGUCAGCGAAGGUGUGAGAUCGAUCCUACCAUCCCAGCAAAUGCUACGUCGCAUUGUCGAGGACCACUCUUUAAUCGUAGCUGGGACACAGAUGGCCAAGGAGGCGGUCAGAAACCAGAUCAGUCAACCUUCUGCUUCAUGGAAAGAGACGCUGAAUUCUGGCCUGAUCAACAAGCAUGCUCUCAGUUCACGAAUGAAGGAGACUGUGCGAAUGCUCAGGUCUCUCACGGUGUGGGCUGUGUGUUUUUUCCUGACGUGGGAGUGAAUGGAACGUGCAUGCUGGCAUUGUAUAAUUCCUAUACGUUUGUAUAUCAGAGCGACGUGAUCUAUCCGGAUAGGAUGCAGAGGAUUGGAAUGAGACAUGUCUGCGGAGAUGGUCUCAACGAAUGUGCCACAUUCCCAACAACGUUGAACCAUGUAUUGGACGAGACGAAUUUCGCUCUCACCAUGGUAUUCAUUUCUGAAAUGAUUCUAAAAUGGAUCGCAUUUGGCUUCAAGGAUUACUUUGCUGAUAGUUACAACAGAUUUGACUUCCUGGUAGUUUUCGGAAGCAUCAUUGAGUUGAUAUUAGGGGCAGUCAAUACUUCCUCGAAUGGAUCUACACUCUCUGCGCUAAGAGGUCUUCGAAUGCUCAGAUUGUUGAAACUCGCUCAGUCUUGGGGAGAGAUGCGAAAGAUUAUCUCUUCACUUUUUCGUGCGUUAUCAUCAUUGGGGCCACUUACCAUCUUCUGGGUCAUGUUCAUGUACAUCUUUGCACUCCUCGCGAUGCAGUUUUUUGGCGGUCGAUUCCACUACGUCAAGACUGACGUUCCUCGCAGUAAUUUUGAUACCUUUGCACCAUCCGCGUUAGGACAUGGAGCUUUCUUUAUUGUGUUUCAGAUCAUCUCGACUGAAAACUGGAACACCAUUAUGUACAACUCGAUGACUGCAACGGACGUUGGCAGUCCAUGGAAUGCUUGGUUGACAAUCUGUAUAGUUGCGUUUGGCAACUACAUCAUCAUGAACCUUUUCAUCUCAAUUCUGCUCCAGGGAUUCGGGGAGACUGAUUCAGAGGAGAACGCGCUCGAGAAAAAACCUCAGCAAUCACUGGCAAGCAAAAUGGCCAGGGGUUUCCGGGAUAUUUUGAAAGGGUUUCGGAGGCGAUCUAAAACUUUGCCGAUACUGGACGGAGCAUCGAUUGACCCUGAGGCUCAAAGGAAUAUAACUAUCUUCAAUGAAAACCUUGCAGAGUUUGCAACUAAGGAUCAUCAAAAUCCAGAGGAUGUCGAAGACCCGGAUUGGGUUUUCGAAGUGACAGUGUUCGGAAAAGUGAAAAAGCUCAAGAUUGCAAAUCACCGAUCAUUUGGUAUUUUCAAAAGGAAGAACAAGUUGAGAAUCCUUAUUGCGAGGUUUGUGCAGAAUCCGGUGUUCGAUACAUUUAUUCUCAGUUGUAUCCUGGCUACGAGCAUUACCUUGCUGAUUGAACGUCCAGACAGUUCUUUCUUCGCAGAAGCUUGUCCCAUGCCUCCUCAAGUCUUGAACUGCACGGGACCAGCAGCUGUUUCAGGGCAGACAGUCAAUAUCAACUGUCCUCGAAAUGUCGGGGAUCCCAAUUUCGGGAAAGUUUGGCCGGCGUGCGAUUCAAAGACAGAAGAGAUCCCAGACUGCUGUUACGUUGCCCAGAGAGUGUUCAUUCUCGAACUUCUCGACGAGAUAUUUACCUUGAUUUUCUUCUCAGAGAUGGUCUUGAAGAUGAUGGUGGAUGGUUUGAUUUUUCACAAGUACGCCUACCUAAGGAGCUCUUGGAACGUGCUGGACUGUCUUGUUGUCAUUAUUUCUAUGAUGAGCUCCUUUGGUGGGAGCGCAAACGCUAAAUCGUUCAAAGUCCUUCGUGCGCUACGCGCCCUGAGGCCAUUGCGCGUGAUCAAGCGGAACAAAUCCCUCAGGGUUGCAGUUGUAUGUUUGCUAUCAAGCAUCCCAGCGAUGCUCAACGUUCUUGUUGUUGUUCUGUUCUGGUUUGUGAUUUACGCAAUGUUGGGAGUGCAGUUCUUUCGAGGAAAACUGUACAGGUGUGUCAACGAAGGAGCACAGACAUUUCUAGGUACGACGUUCUUUCCCCUUGCAAAUCUCUACACGGCAGCUCCUCUAAUGGCUGGAAAUACGUCUGUUCCUUCCAUCAUUGACUGUGUCGACGCUGGUACAUACGGGCAACAGACUAGCUCUCCUGGUGUUUGGCUCAACAAGAAUUAUUCCUUCGACAACCUUGCCCAAGCCUUGUCCACGCUCUUUCAAAUGUCCACGACAGAAGGAUGGAUGGAUGUCAUGUUCGCUGCCGUUGAUGUCGUCGCUCCUGGCAUCACGCCGAUUCCGAAUGAGAACCCCUGGUUUGCAAUCUACUGCGUCCUGCACAUCAUCCUCGGAGCGUUUGUGCUGCUCAACCUCAUUGUGGCUGAGGUGAUCAAGAACUACGUGAGGAUCAAGGGAGCCAAUGAUGGCAUCACACCAUUUAUCACCCCUGAGCAGCAGGAGUGGAGAGAGAUGCGCAGAAUUAUUUUCAGCAUGAAGCCGAUCAAAAGAGUGACAGGACCUGCAAAUAAGUUCAGAAAUUUCUUCUUCAAUGUUUGCAACAACAAGUAUUUCGAGUAUUUCAUCACAGCAUCCAUUUGCCUGAAUGUCUUGGCUAUGUUACUACGGACUUACAAUCAAGAUGCUUGCAUGACCGCCAUCAUAUUCUGGAUCAACUUUUGUUUCACCUUCAUUUUUGUUUCUGAAGCAACCAUCAAAAUGAUUGGUCUUGGUCCCCGUUGGUACUUUUCCGACUCAUGGAAUAACUUGGACUUUCUUGUUGUGUUGAUCUCUGUCGUUACCAUUGCGCUCGAAUUCCUGAGAGGAGAUUUCAGUUGUACCGUGAGUGGAGCAGUAUCAUUGAAGUUUCCGGGGUUGAAACCACUGAGAGCUCUGCGGAUUGUUAGGGUGUUUCGACUUGUUCGACGGACAAAAGGGAUCAGGCAGCUACUUGUGACAUUGAUAGAGUCGUUGCCAUCUCUUUGGAAUAUUGGAGUUGUACUGUUUCUUUCGCUCAUCAUCUUCGCCGUUGUUGGUGUGAACUUCUUCUACAACAUUAACGUGGGCCAGGAUGCCUAUGGGCGAAUGACGGACCUUGCGAGCUAUCAGACCAUUGACAGCGCUAUUUUCCUCUUGUUUCGCCAAACUACAGGAGAAGCGUGGAAUGGUAUCAUGUUCUACUGCAUGCAGGCUGACCCAUACAAGGCUUGCAACCUUGCCUACGACCCCUUUCUCAACGACGGAUGUGGAAGCCCUUUGAUCGGAAUCGCCUUCCACGUCAUGUGGCAAGUCCUGGGAGCUUACGUGCUCGUUCAGCUCUUCACAGCUGUCAUCAUCGAGAACUUUGCGGAGCUGUCGAAAGAAGAGUCGUCGGUCCUCCCCAUCGACAAGCUCAACGAGUUCGUCGACGUCUGGACUGAGUUGGACCCGCAUGCGCGGGGGAAGAUUCACGUGUCUCUGAUCCCUGAGAUGAUCAGGAGGCUGAGCCCUCCUCUCGGGUUGAAAUCUGAGUACAUCACGGAGACGAACCUGAUGAAAAUCAUCAAGGACUUGCACAUCCCCGUCGUGAAUGAUCACAUCAAGUACUACGACACCUUCUCGGCCUGUGUCAAGAGAGUGCUGGCGAUAGACACCUUGGACGACGAUGACGACGACGACGCCAAGAUGCAUGACAGCGUCAACAGGACAGAGAGCGCGAAAUCGAUGACCGUGACGGUGGAGCCAGAAAGAAUUCCAACAGCAGCGGAAGAUUACGCGAGUCGGCGCGUCCAACAUGCUUACAGGGAGUGGAAGGAGAAUUCUCUCCAGGUUACCCUCAAAGCCUUCGGUAUGUACAACUGA
This is a messenger RNA of Guillardia theta CCMP2712, 5679 nucleotides long. RefSeq lists its product as hypothetical. NCBI's taxonomy places the organism in Eukaryota, Cryptophyceae, Pyrenomonadales, Geminigeraceae. Bases 1 to 5679 code for a protein of 1892 amino acids. Gene Ontology annotation, biological process: monoatomic ion transport; transmembrane transport. The record is from RefSeq and is a predicted model, not a curated record. Gene Ontology annotation, cellular component: voltage-gated sodium channel complex; plasma membrane. The transcript is spliced from 15 exons. Gene Ontology annotation, molecular function: voltage-gated sodium channel activity.